Molecule: messenger RNA, 1701 nt
Organism: Moneuplotes crassus
Lineage: Eukaryota; Ciliophora; Spirotrichea; Euplotida; Euplotidae
Source: the annotation of a GenBank genome assembly
AUGUCACACGAACCUAAAUCUAGGAAUCAAAAGAAUGGCUAUUACUCACAAGUAAAGACCAUUAUCAGUACACCCCUUCCAUUUGAGGUCAGGAAGAAAAUGAUGAACGCGAAUGGAUACAACAGAUUUGGAGAGAUACUUAACCCACAGAACUCCAGGUGGAAAAUCAGAGAUCGUGAUAAUCUCACAACUCAUGAUAUCGAAGGAGCCGUCCCUGAUACUUAUGGGAAAUUAAGCGAGCUAAAAGGAAGGGACUACAUCAAUAUUGGAGAUAUCAAAGGCACUCAGUCUGCAUAUAAAAUUGAUAAAUUCACAAAUAAAUCUCACUUUAAUCUACAAACGAAAGAUGUCACCGAAGAAGGAAAGAAGCGCUUUGUUAAGAAUUAUAGUCCUCUAGAGCCUAGUUAUGUGAUGUACUCUAAAAGUAGGAGAAGGAGGAUGGUUAUUCAAGAUGAUGAAACCUCUAAGCCUAGGAAGUUAAUCACUCCUAAGACUAGGAGAAAGGACAAUAGAAUUGAUGAUAUUGAAGGAGCUCAACCUAAGAAACUUACUUGGGUACGUAAAAUCUUAAACCCAGCUGACAAUGAAACAGAGCUGAAUACCGGUUUACCGAUGAAUAAUAACCUUAGUUCAAAUAAUAUCUCAAAUUUGGCAAUGAAGGGAAGGAAUAUCACUCAUGACUCUCCACAUCAAUCUUGAAAGAAAGUUCUCACUAGAGUAGACUCCUGUACUCAAAGAGCAUCUCCUCAUAGAAAGGAGCAAAGGCAUAAUAGGACAGAAAAUAACUCCAUAAUUAUUGAUAAGAAAGUAAGAGAUUGGAAAUCAGAAAAGAAAAGACAUGCUGUGACAGGAAGGAACUCUAAUUCUCCAUCAAGAGACAGAAAGCUCCAAACCCCUUCUCUCCCUAACCUUGCUGUUCCUAGAAGUAGGAGGGACCUUCCAGAGAUUGAUCAGAAGUGGAGCAAAAGCAAGAAAUACUCUAAUUUAGAGCUUAAUAGCAACUCUGAAGCGAAGUUAUCGGCAAACAAUGGCAAAAUAUCCACAAAAGGUUAUAACCAGGAUUCAAGAUCAUACAGGAAGAUUGCUAAAUCAAGGAAUGCAAAUCAUACAAUCGAGCAAUCUAUUAGUGAAGGUCAUGUGAGAGUCACUAAUUUUCUUGAAAAGAACAGGAACCAAAAUCAUAGCCUGAAUGUUGAUAAACGUAUAUCAAAUAGUAGAUGUUCUCCAUUGAAAAACCCUGAUGGGCAAGGAUACUAUGAGGGAUUUCUCAAAGCUCACCUUCAGAGUGAACAUCCUUAUAUGAACUUCUUAAAGAAAAGCAAUUACCAAAAUUCCUCAGUUGAGCCAAAAAUCAACUCUCUAAGAAACAAAGGUAAAAAUAAGCACACAAGGAAGCUCCCAGGUAAAGUAAAAGGAUCAAAAACUAAUAUGAUCGUGACCAAAGAGAAAGAACUUGAUAAUUACAUUAAACUUAAAAUGAGACAAGGAUAUAUGAACGCUAAUCCCCUUCAGCCUCCGAAACUAAAGAAUACAGGAAGUUUGCCAUACUUCUAAAAAGGAAAUUCAGGGAGCUAGAUGGUUAACAUACCCUAAGGGACUUAGGCUUAAGUUAUUUUUUGAUGGCCAAGGGUAUCCCUCGAGAGCUUGCCUCUCACUGUACUCUCUAGCUCAGCUGCAAUGCUAAAACUUCUCCUAGCAUUU